CCCAAAUUUCAGACAGAAAUGAAUUACCAAUUCACUAAAUUCCCAAUUCUUUUGUUGUGGAUACAUUUUGGUAUCGCACGCGGAGACCUGAUUCGGACUGUGUACUGUGCCAACAAGUGCAACGAUUACCUGAAAGUUCCGGAGGCAAACAUUCCAAAAUGUGAAGAGAGACAUUUGAAGUUGAACCAAUGUGGAACUGUAAUAUCAUGUUCGUGGGCGGAUGUGGAGCUUGAGAAGCAACGAACAAUUGCCAAUGCAACUGAUGACUUUGUUUGUUGCUACGAUGUCGUGCUGAAAGAAAAGGGAGACUGUGAUGCCCAACAAGCUGUCGUUUCCUCAAAUAAGAACACGCACCGACUACAUCAUCCAACGGACUGUUUCUCACAGACUCCUGCUCUAUUCAGCAUCAUUGCAAUUUUACUGAUCCUUUUAGCCGCACAGAGCUUCUAUAUCAUGUGGACUUGCGCUUUUCAACGUCGACUGUAUCAUCAAAAAGUGUGUCAACUAGAAGAAUCUACAGUAACCCAUUCACAAGGUCCCCUGUAUCCAGCAAAGCCAGUCUGCGAGACACAUCUUCUAUCAUUUGAACAUCUACCAAAUUGAAGUUAUUCAUUAUCCUAGUAUCCAAAUUAUUACCUCUCUUUAGUUUUUUUUCGACGGGUUUUUUUGUGAAGAAAGGUGAAUUAGUUGAUGAGAGGUCUGUAUUUUAGACUUGAUUAUUGUAAUAUACCAAAAUUUUGAGCAAAGUAAAAUGAUGUCUAAUUUCUGGUGACCUCCACUAGUUCAUCUUUCUUUUUGUAUGCCUCUUCCUCUCCAUUUCGUUUCAUUCAUCUGGAUCUCGAUCAUUCAAAAUAUUAUGCUUGCCUUCUAUUUUUCAAUGUGCUUGUCUCCUCUUCUCAUAUUGUCUGAAUGACAUUCGGGUCAACGUCGUCGUUGUUUAAAUAUAAAUAAAUGAAAAUAAACAUUGAACACACAAC
Molecule: messenger RNA, 977 nt
Organism: Caenorhabditis elegans
Lineage: Eukaryota; Metazoa; Nematoda; Chromadorea; Rhabditida; Rhabditidae
Gene: F07H5.7
Product: Activin_recp domain-containing protein
Exons: 5
Coding region: 19-603 (194 amino acids)
Source: RefSeq, marked reviewed